CCGACUGACGAAGCCAGCCGAAGCCGCACGGUGAAGCGCCUUGCACGGACACAGCAGACCGGGGCGAGCCGCUGAGUUACAGCCACACCGGAGCCACGACGCACACGGGCAGGCGGACGGGAAAAACGACACAGCCAUGCGGAGGAAAUCGAGGAUAUUGUUAUGUUUUGCGGUGCUGUGGGUGCUGGGAAUAGCCUACUACUUCUACUCGGGGACAGCGUUGAGUCGAAAGGAUGAUUGGGGCUCCAGUGACUUGUCCAUCAGAAACAAAGCUCACAACUCUGAUGACAAGACUCACAGCCUGGAGACUCUGCCGCCAGGUAAAGUACGCUGGCAGGAUUUUGACCAGGAUCUGUACGUUGGAGCCACGGUGGUUCGACCAGGUCAGGACCCGUACGCCAGGAACAAGUUCAACCAGGUGGAGAGUGACAAACUUCGUAUGGACCGAGCCGUGCCCGACACAAGACAUGACCAUUGCAGACACAAGCAGUGGAAAUCGGAACUGCCAGCCUCUAGUGUGGUCAUCACCUUCCAUAAUGAAGCCCGCUCUGCUCUGCUGCGGACUGUGGUCAGUGUCUUGAAGAAAAGUCCUCCUCACUUGGUCAAAGAGAUCAUUUUGGUUGACGACUACAGUGAUAACCCGGAAGACGGAGCGCUGCUUGGAAAGAUUGAGAAAGUGCGCGUGUUGAGAAAUGACCGCAGGGAAGGUCUGAUGCGUUCAAGGGUUCGUGGUGCAGACGCUGCCACGGCGCCAGUGCUCACCUUCCUGGACUCUCACUGUGAAUGUAAUGACCACUGGUUAGAGCCGCUACUGGAGAGAGUGGCUGAGGAUAAGACCAGAGUAGUGUCUCCUAUAAUUGAUGUCAUCAACAUGGACAACUUCCAGUACGUAGGAGCCUCGGCUGAUCUGAAAGGAGGUUUUGACUGGAAUUUGGUCUUUAAAUGGGACUAUAUGACUCUGGACCAGAGACGAGCUAGACAAGGAAACCCCAUUGCCCCAAUAAAGACUCCGAUGAUAGCAGGAGGUUUAUUUGUCAUGGAUAAGGAAUACUUUGAGCUGCUGGGGAAGUAUGACAUGAUGAUGGAUGUAUGGGGUGGAGAAAACCUGGAGAUCUCGUUUCGUGUGUGGCAGUGCAGUGGCAGUCUGGAGAUCAUCCCAUGCAGCAGAGUUGGCCACGUCUUUAGAAAGCAACAUCCAUACACCUUCCCUGGAGGCAGCGGGACUGUGUUUGCAAGGAACACACGGAGAGCAGCAGAAGUGUGGAUGGAUGAGUACAAAAACUUCUACUACGCUGCUGUCCCCUCAGCGAGAAAUGUACCCUACGGAAAUAUUCAGAGUCGUUUGGAGAUGAAGAAGAGAUUAGGCUGUAAGCCGUUCAAAUGGUACCUGGAGAAUGUCUACCCUGAACUGCGGGUCCCAGAUCACCAGGAUAUAGCAUUCGGAGCGCUGCAGCAGGGAGGAAACUGUCUGGACACACUGGGUCAUUUUGCUGAUGGGGUGGUCGGCGUCUAUGAAUGCCACAAUGCAGGGGGAAACCAGGAAUGGGCCCUGACCAAGGAUAAAUCCGUCAAACACAUGGACUUGUGUCUGACUGUAGUGGACAGAACAGCCGGGUCCCUCAUCAAACUACAAGGCUGUCGAGAGAAUGACAGCAGACAGAAAUGGGAGCAGAUUGAGUCCAACUCGAAACUUCGUCACGUGGGCAGUAACCUUUGUCUGGACAGCCGCAGUGCCAGGAUGGGCGGACUCACUGUGGAGGUCUGCAGCCCCAGCCUCAACCAACAGUGGAAGUUCACCCUCAAUUUACAAUCAUAGGGGGAUGCUACACACCCCGGGAAGAGUUGGACAAUGGAUAGAGACACAAACAGACUCUGAGACGCGGAUAAGAAGAUGGAUGUAGACUCGAGGAGAAAGACAAACUUGACGGAUAAAUCGAUCCUUCUUGCGCCUCCUCCUCCUCCUCCUCCUCCUCAGACAGAGGUGAAGCCAGUCAUGUCUACACCCCUCUCCCCCACCUCACCCCUCCCAAACUAAAACAAAGAGCCACACCCACUGGGGGAGGGGUUUGUAGACCACAAUGGAGUAAACAGGAAACUCACUAUUUGGUGGCUGGAUGGUGAUGGUGAUGAUCAUGAUGAGGAUAAAAGCGAUGAAGAGGCUUUCCAUCCAAACUACAUACCUCAGUGUUUUUUCAUUGAUGGUUCCAGAGGCAUAUGAUGUGUGAAUUCUUUAUUUUUCUCUCUCUUAUACUUUCUUCAAUGCUGGUGAAAUAGAACUCUUUGAUGUUUUUACUUUGUAAUUAUUUUAUUUUAUUAUUAAUAUUUUUUAUUUCUUACUGUUAAUUCUCUCUGGAAUAUGCAGGAGCUUUUUCUGUUUGUUUUUUCAUGAAAGAAUCGGAUGUUGUUGCACCUCUCCGUUGCUCUCUCAUUGUUGUUUUUCCACACCGAGCAAGAGCCUGUAACAGCAGACAGAGGCUUCAGGUUGUGGUUUUUGUGAGGUUUGGUUGUAGAGUGUCAUAAACGGAAGGAAAGGACUCUAUUCCCUGAGCUUUUCAUCUCGUUUAAUCUCAUUGGUUUACAGGAGAAAAGAGGGGUGGAGAGAAAGAUGUGGUCUGCCUGGUUUUCUUAACAGUUUUUUUUUUCUCCUACAAAUUGUGUGUGAAGUCUCUGUACUUGGGGAGGGGAAGGGGUUAAUGAGGAGGAGAUUUCCCUGUUGUCGCUCGGCGUCGACUUCAGUUUGACCUGGGAAGCAGAGUUCCUGAGGAACUCCAGGAGUGUCUCGAAGCCCACCCUGAGGAUUGACUGUUUGUCUUCAGGCUGUAGCACUGGCUGCUGCAGCAUCCUCGCUUCCACACCAUUAUGUCUCUAAAGACACGAUACACAGAAAGAAAAAAAGAAUUAACCAAAUUUCAAAAGGACUCUUUUUGUGUUUCAGGAAUACCAGAGGAGCGAUUAGAUGUAUUUUCUUUACUGGUUUAGUUCAUACAUCUUCUCUGUCUGUAUUGCCGUUAUUGGUUACUGUUUUAUAAUCACACCCAAACUGGAUUCAAGGAAUUUCAUGUUGCAGCUUCUUUUCUGGAGCUAACAGCUGUUUGCUGCAGAUAGAUAAUAGUGACAUUCAUUAUAUCACCACCAUUAGAUGCCCCGUAUUUUACAGAUCUACUACCUUAAACAUGAGUGAGGUGGUUGUUUUCCCACUUUUUAACACCCGCUGCCUACACUUGGAUGGCAGUAGAAGUACGUACCAGUGUUCAUACAUGAGUAAUAAUAAGGAAGGUCUGUGAUAAAGUCAAGUUGGAAUAUUUGUUUAUAGAGACCUUACAGGUCCCUCUUUUUGUUGACAAAGUAAAACCUUGCUUAUUUCAGCCUGUGAACAGAUCGGAGCUAGACUGAUAUUACCUUAUUGCAGAUAUAUCCGUGUCAGUAACUGAGUUGCAGUACAGAAAUGCCCAAAAAGUUUAAGAAAAUUUAGUAAUGGUUACCAUUAUAUAUGUCAGACAGCAAUGUCAAUGAUUGAUGAUGAAUUGAUGGAUUGAUUUCCAUACCAUAUCUCAGUCAUACUUCUUUGAUUCUUUAAAAAACAAAUAUAA
Messenger RNA from Scomber scombrus (Atlantic mackerel), 3590 nucleotides. It is a transcript of the gene galnt2, whose product is annotated as UDP-N-acetyl-alpha-D-galactosamine:polypeptide N-acetylgalactosaminyltransferase 2. The record is from RefSeq and is a predicted model, not a curated record. Gene Ontology annotation, cellular component: Golgi apparatus. NCBI's taxonomy places the organism in Eukaryota, Metazoa, Chordata, Actinopteri, Scombriformes, Scombridae. Bases 137 to 1816 code for a protein of 559 amino acids. The transcript has 16 exons.